Messenger RNA from Lactuca saligna, 998 nucleotides. NCBI's taxonomy places the organism in Eukaryota, Viridiplantae, Streptophyta, Magnoliopsida, Asterales, Asteraceae. The record is from the annotation of a GenBank genome assembly.
GGCUUAAAAAUCUUAACAACCCCUUUGCGAUCCGUGCACCCAGUAUCAUGUAUCGCUAUUGAGAAUUAAAAACAAAGCGUUUCACAUUUGUGUAAACUGUAAGGAUGGCAUUACACGUGGAGCAAAACUAGUGGUCCACUAAAGAUGAGGUUCAAUCCAUGUAAUCUAUUUUAUGUGGUUGCAUCGCAUAUAAUUCAAUAAACCAAUCAUAAAUCAUAUAUACUUUUAUAUAAAAACACAAACUGAAACCCUCAAUUUUUGAAUUGAGGUCUCCAUUUCUGCACCUUGAAGUUCCUGCAAAUCAAGAGAAGAAGAAGAAGAAGAAUACGAAGAUGGCAUCCAUUUCCGCUUCCAUUUCUACCUCCUCACCUUCAUUCUCUCUUCUCCAAAAACCUUCAAUCACUACCCGCAGUUCCCCCAUCCUCGGGUUGCCAUCAAUGAGCAAGAUGGGAAAAGUGAGGUGCUCCAUGGAAGGAAAGCCAGCUGUCGCAUCCAAUGAUGUUCCACACAAAUUGAGUAUGGGCGCAUCAUCAUUGAUGGCUGCAGCAGUAGCUGCAACCAUGUCGAGCCCAGCUGCCAUGGCACUAGUGGACGAGAGAAUGAGCACAGAAGGAACUGGACUGCCCUUUGGUCUAAGCAACAACCUUCUCGGGUGGAUUCUUUUUGGCGUAUUUGGUUUGAUUUGGACACUUUACUUUGUGUACACCGGUAGCCUUGACGAGGAUGAGGAGUCUGGUUUAUCCCUUUAAACUUUCUUCCCUAAAUUGACAAUGUGCGUAUUGUAAUGGACUUAUGUGUAAUAUUAUUCAUGUAUCCUCUCUGUACACUUUGAUCGUGGAGUAUUUGUGUUUAUGAAAAUUGCACUUUUGUCCUUGUAGAUUUAAACUUUGACAUAUUUCUUGUAAAGUUUAAUUUCGUUUUCUUUAUGCAGAUAUUCUGGAAGAAAAUAUUCUAUUUCAGAUAUUUUGUUAAAUAUUUUGUUUAAUCAUAAGAUAACC